CAUACCCUUCUUCUUACAAUCCCUUGACGCAACAUCAUCAUGGCAUCCAAGAAAGACCUGAGACGGCCGGAUCUGGUGAUCCCCUACCAGGAGCCAAUGGCCAAAAAUGACGGCGCCGACGUGAGCUCGACCAUGUCCCAGACCCUGCCGAUGGCCGCGAUCUUUAUGCGAAAUCGCUACAUAGGAUGGGCUGCCGUGGUUUUCAGCAUACAGAACUGGCUGGGCGAGAGCGAGUACAGCAAGACGAGCUCAAGCACACCUGGCUAUUUCUCUGUCGGGAUGGCGCUCAUGUCUCUGGUUGUGACAUACCUGCCGAUGUUUCUCCCGCCUCCACCGGGUAGCCAGAAGAUGCCGACGGGAACGGAGGCUGCACCACCGGUGCCCCUCUCAUAGAAGACGGAAUGGGUUCGGAAAAGCUUUAGAUAUGCCACUGAUGUGGAGUGCAGGGGUGGUAUUGGUUGUGAGGGAGGCUUCUAUAUCGGCCUCUUGUUGUAAGAUAAGGCAGACAAUAAUGAUCAAAUUUCUGUUUGCAG
Molecule: messenger RNA, 533 nt
Organism: Cryphonectria parasitica EP155
Lineage: Eukaryota; Fungi; Ascomycota; Sordariomycetes; Diaporthales; Cryphonectriaceae
Exons: 3
Coding region: 40-393 (117 amino acids)
Biological process (GO): protein insertion into ER membrane
Cellular component (GO): endoplasmic reticulum membrane
Molecular function (GO): protein folding chaperone
Source: RefSeq, a predicted model, not a curated record